Spirodela intermedia is the source of this 4986-nucleotide messenger RNA. NCBI's taxonomy places the organism in Eukaryota, Viridiplantae, Streptophyta, Magnoliopsida, Alismatales, Araceae. The record is from the annotation of a GenBank genome assembly.
AUGGCUGGGGCUUUGGUUCAGUCAGCUAUUCUUCCAGGAGAAGUUUCAAAUGGAAGGCGCAGCCAGAUUCGAGGCUCUAGUAAAUCUAGAAGGUCUACAGCAAAGUUGCGUGCCACAGGAGCGCACCCUCUCAGAAUGCAAGGUUUCUCAGGGUUACGGAGUUCGAAUGCUCUGGACUUUGUGUCACGAUCAGAUCGUAGUUUUCAUUCUGUUGUAGAGACUGCCAUCUCUACAUCACGUGGAAAGGCUUGCCGUGGAGUUGCUGUAGCUAUGUUUGAACGCUUCACUGAAAAGGCCAUUAAAGUUAUUAUGCUUGCUCAAGAAGAGGCGAGAAGACUGGGGCAUAACUUUGUUGGCACUGAACAAAUACUGCUGGGCCUUAUCGGUGAAGGAACUGGAAUAGCUGCUAAAGUUUUGAAAUCUAUGGGAAUCAAUCUGAAGGAUGCCCGUGUGGAGGUGGAAAAAAUUAUUGGAAGGGGCAGUGGAUUUGUUGCUGUUGAGAUACCGUUUACACCUCGUGCAAAGCGCGUAUUAGAACUAUCGCUAGAAGAAGCUCGCCAACUCGGUAUUCUCUUCAAUCCCUCGUGUUACAUAUGACUGCCUAUUGGAACCUAAGGUUCUUUGUAGUCAUUUUUAUUUACGAGUACUCAGUUAUAUUGAUAUGUUUAGUAGGAAUGUGGAUUUGUUGAAUCCUUAUCUUCCUUUUAGUUCAUCUUCGUCCGCAUAGUGAAUGAGGUAGAAGGACAGGAUUGACUAUACUCGUGUUAAGAUGCUUUCAAUGAGUAUUUUGCGACUUAUGAGGAUAUUGAACCAUUACUUAAAGAAGAGAACUUCCUGUUGAAAUGAUUCAGGAAAUGAACAUUGUGCCCUCGUGAAACCCCAUUGGCUCUGUGGAUUUAUAAAAAAAUAAUAGCAUUUUUUUUCACUAUCUUAUACGAUUGAUAUGGGAAGCCAUCCGUGGUUAGGAUCUUUGUUUUGGUUCCUGAGCGACAGAAAUAUUUUCUUGAGCUUAAUGCUUUUAUUUUCGGGGAAGUUAAUUAGGGAAAUAGCCUGCGUUAGAAGGAUUCUUUUGGUUUCCAUGUCGAGUAUUCCGUUUAUAGUUUAUACUUGAUGGAUGCUUAUUUGGUUCAACUUUCAGCUGGCAAAUGCUGGUGAUUGUGUACUUUGUGUCAUAACAAUACUAGGUUGUUUCAUUAAUUUGUUUUUUGAGUUUUAGGUACUUCUGCUCAGGGUUUGGUGUUCUGCAGUGACACGUGUUGUAAACAUAUUCUGGAUAUAUCUUCACCAAAAUGUUGGAUCUAUCAGUGAACAAUAAUUUACUUUAGUUUAACAAGAUAAGCUAAUGACAGUGAAUGAACUUUCAAGCUUAUGACAGUGAAUGGAGAUGGAUUAUUCUCGUCGAGGAGAAUCAUGAUUAUUUCCGCUUGAUGAUUGUUGGGAAGCCAACAUUGCGUAUGUUGAUUUUCAGGCCAUAAUUACAUUGGAUCUGAGCACUUGCUUCUUGGACUGUUGCGUGAGGGUGAAGGUGUUGCUGCUCGUGUGCUUGAGAACCUUGGUGCUGAUCCAGGCAACAUCCGUACGCAGGCAGGUCCUUUUUCUUUAACGAGUUUUUGUCACGUAUCCGUCUUAUAAUAUCUGUUUUAUGAAAAUAAAUGACGUUAUAUGUGCGAGCAGGUUAUUCGAAUGGUUGGAGAAAGUGCUGAAGCUGUUGGUGCUGGGGUAGGAGGAGGAAGCAGUGGAAGUAACAAGAUGCCUACCCUGGAAGAGUAUGGAACCAAUUUGACAAAGUUAGCUGAAGAGGUCUGAUACUUCUUUCCUCUGUGUCACUUUUGGUGAGCCAUAUAUGCUUACUUGGUAAAGGAAUGACCGUGCCUUUUGUUUUCCAGGGUAAACUGGAUCCUGUUGUUGGCAGGCAGCCACAAAUAGAACGUGUAACUCAAAUCUUAGGCAGGCGAACAAAGAAUAAUCCUUGCCUGAUCGGUGAGCCUGGUGUUGGUAAGACAGCUAUAGCUGAAGGACUCGCUCAACGUAUUGCCAAUGGUGAUGUUCCAGAGACAAUUGAGGGAAAGAAGGUCGAGUGUCACAAAGCUCCUCUCUCUCUCUCUCUCCCCAUCUUACUUACAUGUGUGCCCUUUUAGUCCUUAUCUGAAGAUGUAUAUUCGGUAUCAUGUCCUUUUGAUGUAGGUGAUAACCCUCGAUAUGGGACUUCUGGUUGCUGGCACAAAAUACCGUGGAGAGUUCGAGGAAAGGUUAAAGAAGCUGAUGGAAGAGAUCAAGCAAAGUGAUGAGAUCAUUCUAUUUAUUGAUGAAGUGCAUACAUUAAUUGGAGCCGGAGCAGCUGAGGGUGCGAUUGAUGCAGCAAACAUUUUAAAACCAGCUCUUGCUAGGGGUGAACUGCAGGUAAUAAUAAUAGCUUGCACUUGCAUGUGUUUUCUAUAAUUUUCGUUCCAACUGGGCUCGCAAGCUGAACCAAUUGUUAGGAUGAAAUGCGCAUUAAGUCUCUGAUUUCUUUAUCUUCUGGCCUCUUUCUGGAGAGAUUUUUUCCACCAUUUUUUAUUUUCCUCGGAGAUAUUCAUGUGACUGGCAUCUCAUUGGGGAGGACUAAUUUCUUGUUCUGAACGUGCGAUUCCUCAUAACAUGAUUUUGAUUGAACAUUCUGCCAUUAUCAAUGCGUGUGUUCAGAGCCACUGUACUAUUGAUCCAUUCUUGUGUUGACCCCUUCUCGUGCCUGAAGAUCUGCCCGCCCAACUCGGCUUGGAAAUUUCUUGUUUCUGGUAGCUCGAGGAGUCCCCUGGUUUUCGUUCUUAUUGUUUAUUCUAAUUCUCACCUCACUUACAGUGCAUUGGGGCAACAACCCUCGACGAGUAUCGGAAACACAUAGAGAAGGAUCCAGCCUUGGAAAGAAGAUUUCAGCCCGUGAAAGUUCCUGAACCAACAGUUGAUGAGACGAUACUCAUUCUGAAAGGAUUGCGCGAACGAUAUGAGAUCCACCACAAGCUUCGCUACACGGACGAAGCUUUAGUUGCUGCUGCACAGCUCUCCUACCAAUAUAUCAGGUUUGUGAUGACUUGGAUUGGAAAAACGUACCAUCUAGCAAUACUUGACUUAUUUCCCAUUCUAUUUUACCCAGCUGAUUGAAUAUAUAAAAAAAAUUGAAAAGUCGGAUCCUGCAAGGUAGAAUUUUCAAACUAGUCCACGAAUAGCAUCCAAAUUUAUAGGAAAAUCCACAGCGAGAAAAAGUAAUUUCAGGUUAUUAAGUUUAUACAAUCACUGUCCAUUCCACUUUUUAUCUUUUAUUUCUUUGUCGGAAAAAAAAAAACAGCACUUUCUUAGAACGUCUUACCUCUGCCUCUUUGAUGGUUCUUUCUUGCGUCCUGAAAUUUACACACGUGGCCUCAGUGAUCGGUUCCUCCCCGACAAAGCUAUCGACUUGAUUGACGAAGCUGGUUCUCGUGUUAGGCUUCGCCAUGCCCAGGUCUGCUUUCUUCUUCCGGAGGUUUUCCCUUUCACUGGUGCCGCGGCUCGAGCUCACAUAGAUAUGUAUGCCCAUUGUAGCUCCCCGAGGAAGCCAGGGAGCUUGAUAAGGAGCUCCGGCAGAUCACCAAGGAGAAAAACGAGGCUGUUCGAGGCCAGGACUUUGAAAAGGUACCUACCGCGCUGUCCCGAUUUGUCGACUAACAUUCUCUUAUGCUCAAAAUCUGAUCGCCCCAUCUUCAAGAACACAACUAGAUCAUUUUUCUGUGUAAAUUGGUAGAAGAUUGCAACCGCCUUGAAUCCCGCUGCUGUGAUCAACGUGUGCAGGCGGGGGAGCUACGCGACCGAGAGAUGGAGCUGAAGGCUCAGAUCUCUGCGCUGAUCGACAAAGGCAAGGAAAGAACCAAGGCGGAAAGUGAGGCGGGAGAAGCCAGCCCCAUCGUCACCGAGGCCGACAUUCAACACAUCGUCUCGUCCUGGACGGGAAUCCCCGUGGAGAAGGUCUCCAGCGACGAAUCCGACCGGCUCCUUAAGAUGGAGGAGACUCUGCACACCCGCAUCAUCGGCCAGGACGAGGCCGUCAAGGCCAUCAGCCGUGCCAUCCGGCGGGCCCGCGUCGGCCUCAAGAACCCUAACCGCCCGAUCGCCAGCUUCAUCUUCUCCGGCCCGACGGGCGUGGGGAAGUCUGAAUUGGCCAAGGCUCUGGCCGCCUACUACUUCGGCUCGGAGGAGGCGAUGAUCAGGCUCGACAUGAGUGAGUUCAUGGAGAGGCACACCGUCUCCAAGCUCAUCGGGUCGCCGCCGGGAUACGUCGGCUACACCGAGGGCGGCCAGUUGACCGAAGCCGUCCGCCGCCGGCCCUACACCGUCGUCCUCUUCGACGAGAUCGAGAAGGCCCACCCGGAUGUCUUCAACAUGAUGCUGCAGAUCCUGGAAGACGGGAGGUUGACGGACAGCAAGGGCCGGACCGUUGACUUCAAGAACACCCUCCUGAUCAUGACCUCCAACGUGGGAAGCAGCGUGAUCGAGAAGGGCGGCCGCAGGAUCGGGUUUGACCUCGACUACGACGAGAAGGACAGCAGCUACAACCGCAUCAAGAGCCUGGUCACCGAGGAGCUGAAGCAAUACUUCCGCCCCGAGUUCCUGAACAGGCUCGACGAGAUGAUCGUCUUCCGGCAGCUGACCAAGCUGGAGGUGAAGCAGAUCGCCGACAUCAUGCUGAAGGAGGUCUUUAACCGGCUGAAAACCAAGGAAAUCGAGCUCCAGGUGACGGAGAGGUUCAAGGACCGCGUGGUGGAUGAAGGCUACAACCCGAGCUACGGCGCGCGGCCGCUCCGGCGGGCCAUCAUGCGGCUUCUGGAGGACAGCAUGGCGGAGAAGAUGCUCGCCGGGGAGAUUAAGGAGGGAGAUUCCGUCAUUGUAGAUGUCGACGCCGACGGCAACGUCUCAGUCCUCAACGGCAGCAGCGGCGGCGGCGUACUUGAGGCGGCCGAACCAGUGAUCCCCAUCUGA